CAGGAGAGGGAGCGGCAGCGCGGCAGUCCCGGGGUCCCUCCUCUCCGCCGCAGCAGCCAGCGGGGCUGCCGGCGCCAGGCGGGGCGCCAGGCCGAGCCCGGGGACCCCGCAGCGGGGCCGCCCCACUUCCCUCCCGGCGGCGGCAGGAGGCGCCGGCCCGGCCCGGCCCGGUCCUCCCCGCGCUUGGCUGACCAAAGCUGGCUUAGAAGGCUCUUCCCUCUCCCAAGAAAAUGGGGACUGACAGUGAAAACUCGGUCCUGAGGAACGUGCUCAUCAGCUUCAAUUUGCUUCUGCUGGGUGCCAUCCUCAAGCCUUUCGAGUGCAGGGUGGAGGUGACAACAGAGCCAGCCAAGAGGCCGAUGGUGGAUGAGGAGGGCGGCCUUGCCAACUGCAGCCCACCCAUCAAAGAGCAGCCCAUGGUCUUCCACCACAUCUACAACAUCAACAUCCCCCUGGAUAGCUGCUGCUCAUCCAUGUUCAAGUCUUCGGCCGAGGAGGUGAGUUCAGAAGACGACCGGCUGGCAGAAUACGCUGAGCAGACCUCCGACAGCGAGAGCCAGGUCACCUUCACCCACAGGAUAAACUUGCCCAAGCAGGCCUGCAAGUGCUCCACCUCCCUCCCGUCCCUGCAGGAGCUGCUGAGCAGGAUUGAGAUGCUGGAGAGGGAGGUCUCCAUGCUCCGGGACCAAUGCAACUCCAAUUGCUGCCAAGAAAAUGCAGCCACAGGGCAGCUGGAUUACACCCCGCAGUGCAGCGGCCACGGGAACUUCAGCUUGGAGUCGUGCAGCUGCGUGUGCAUGGAGGGCUGGGCGGGCAGCAACUGCUCCGAGCCCCGCUGCCCCCGGGGCUGCUCCAGCCGCGGCGUCUGUCUGGAGGGCCAGUGCAUCUGCGACAACGACUAUGGGGGCGAGGACUGCUCCCAGCUCCGCUGCCCUGCCGGCUGCGGCUCCCACGGGCUCUGCGUGGAUGGCGAGUGCGUCUGCGAGGAGGGUUUCGCCGGGGAGGAUUGCUCCCAGCUGCGGUGCCCCCACGACUGCUCAGGGAAGGGCCACUGCGCCAACGGCACGUGCAUCUGCCAGGAGGGCUAUGCCGGGGAGGACUGUGGGUGGCUGCACUGUCCCAACGCCUGCAGCGGCCGUGGGGUCUGCCAGGACGGUCUCUGCAUCUGCGAGGAAGGCUAUGAAGGGCAGGACUGCUCAGCAGUGGCUCCUCCUGGAAACCUGCGAGUGACGGGGAUCAGCGACAGCUCCAUCGAGCUGACCUGGGACAGCCCCGGGGCAGCCACCGAGUAUGUCAUCUCGUACCAGCCGACGGGGCCAGGGGGCAUCCAGCUCCAGCAGCGGGUGCCCGGGGACUGGAGCAGCAUCACCAUCACAGAGCUGGAGCCAGGCGUUGCCUACAACAUCAGCAUCUAUGCAGUCAUCAGCGAUGUCUUGAGCACCCCCGUUACCUCCAAGGUGAUGACCAACCUCGCCACGCCGCAGGGGCUGACGUUCAAGACCAUCACAGAGACGACAGCGGAGGUGCAGUGGGAGCCCUUCUCCUUCCCCUUUGAUGGCUGGGAGAUCAGCUUCAUCCCCAAGAAUAAUGAGGGCGGUGUGAUCGCUCAGCUCCCCAGCACCGUCACCACCUUCAACCAGACAGGGCUGAAGCCGGGGGAAGAGUACACCGUCACUCUGGUGGCCCUGAAAGAACAAGCCAGGAGCCCUCCCACCUCUGACAGCGUCUCAACCCUCAUCGAUGGCCCAACGCAGAUCCUGGUGAGAGAUGUCUCCGACACGGUGGCCUUCGUGGAGUGGACACCGCCACGUGCCAAGGUGGACGCCAUCCUGCUGAAGUACGGGCUGGCGGACGGGGAGGGCGGGAGGACCACCUUCCGCCUGCAGCCCCCCCUCAGCCAGUACUCCCUGCAGGCCCUGCGUCCCGGCGCCCGCUACCGCCUCGCCGUCAGUGCCCUCCGGGGUGCCAACGAGAGCCGGCCAGCCCUCGCCCAGUUCACCACAGAGAUUGAUGCCCCCAAGAACCUGCGGGUGGGCUCGCGGACGCCCGCCAGCCUUGAGCUCGCCUGGGACAACAGUGAGGCCGAGGCCCACAGCUACAGGGUGGUCUACAGCACCCUGGCAGGGGAGCACUACCAUGAAGUCCUGGUGCCGCGUGACACCGGUCCCACCACCCGGGCCACCCUCGCAGAUCUGGUGCCAGGGACAGAGUAUGGCAUUGGGAUUUCAGCGGUGAUGGACAGCCAGCAGAGCGUGCCGGCAACCAUGAACGCCAGGACCGAGCUUGACAGCCCCCGGGACCUCCUGGUGACGGCCUCCACAGAGACAUCCAUUUCACUGGCCUGGACCAAAGCCAUGGGUCCUAUCGACCACUACCGUGUCACCUUCACCCCUGCCUCAGGGAUGGCAUCCGAAGUGACAGUGCCCCGGGAUGAGUCACAGCUCACCCUCUCGGAGCUGGAGCCCGGGACAGAGUACACCAUAUCCAUCAUCGCUGAAAGGGGACGCCAGCAGAGCCUGGAGGCCACCGUGGAUGCCUUCACAGGUGUCCGGCCCAUCACACAGCUCCACUUCUCCCAGCUGACAUCAUCCAGUGUGAAUGUCACAUGGAGCGACCCAUCCCCACCAGCAGACCGCCUCAUCCUCACCUACAGCCCCCGGGAUGAGGAGGAGGCACAGCAGGUCACACUUGAAGGCACCCGUAGGCACGCCAGCCUGGCGGGCUUGCAGCCAUCCACCGAAUACCUGGUGUCACUGGUGGCUGUGCACGGCGCCAUCAGCUCUGAGCCUGUCAUGGGCUCCAUCACAACAGGGAUUGAUGCGCCGAAGGACCUCAGGGUGGGCAAUGUCACUCAGGAGUCCAUGAUGGUCUACUGGAGCCCUCCCAUUGCUGCCUUUGACCACUAUAGAAUAUCCUACCGUGCCGCCGAAGCAGGCAGGACAGACAGCACCGCCAUCGGCAGCGACGCCACCGAGUACGCCCUCCGCCACCUGCAGCCCGCCACCAAGUACGAGAUUGGGGUGAAGAGCAUGCGGGGCCGGGAGGAGAGCGAGGUGGCCUCCAUCACCGUGUACACAGCCAUGGAUGUCCCCUUGGGGGUCACGGCCACCAACAUCACCCCUACCGAGGCGCUGCUGCAGUGGAACCCACCGCUGUCAGAGGUGGAGAGCUAUGUCCUCGUCCUCACCUGCCGCACAGUUGCAGGAGAAACAAUUCUGGUGGAUGGAGUCAACCAGGAGUACCAGCUGACCAAUCUCCUGCCCAGUACCACCUACACAGUCUCUAUGUACGCCACCAACGGGCCUCUCACCAGCCAGACCAUCAGCACCAACUUCACAACUCUUUUGGAUCCUCCAACAAAUCUGACUGCCAGUGAAGUCACUCGACGGAGCGCCCUGCUCUCCUGGGUGCCUCCCGUGGGAGAGAUCGAGAACUACGUCAUGACCUACAGAUCCACCGAUGGCAGCCGGAAGGAGCUGAUUGUGGAUGCCGAGGACACAUGGAUCCGCCUGGAAGGGCUUUCUGAGACCACAGAGUACACCGUGCGCCUGCAAGCUGCCCAAAACACCAUGCGGAGCGGCUUCAUCUCCACCACCUUCACCACAGGCGGCCGUGUCUUUGCUAACCCUCAAGACUGUGCCCAGCACCUGAUGAAUGGAGACACGCUGAGUGGCAUCUACACCAUCUCCAUCAACGGGGACCUCAGCCAGCGAGUGCAGGUGUACUGCGACAUGACCACGGAUGGAGGCGGCUGGAUUGUCUUCCAGAGGCGGCAGAACGGGCUGACUGAUUUCUUUCGGAAAUGGGCGGAUUACCGGGUUGGCUUUGGAAACCUGGAGGACGAGUUUUGGCUGGGCUUGGACAACAUCCACAAGAUCACGUCCCAGGGGCGCUACGAGUUGCGAAUAGACAUGAGGGAUGGCCAAGAAGCAGCAUACGCCUACUAUGACAAGUUCUCCAUCGGCGACUCCCGGAGCCUGUACAAGCUGCGAAUCGGGGACUACAACGGCACUUCAGGGGACUCCCUCAGUUAUCACCAGGGCCGCCCCUUCUCCACCAAGGACAGGGACAACGAUGUGGCUGUGACCAACUGUGCCAUGUCCUACAAAGGGGCCUGGUGGUACAAGAACUGCCACCGUACCAACCUCAACGGCAAGUACGGGGAGUCCCGGCACAGUCAGGGGAUUAACUGGUACCAUUGGAAAGGCCACGAGUUCUCCAUCCCCUUUGUGGAAAUGAAGAUGCGACCUUACAACCACCGUAACAUCGCUGGGAGGAAGAGACGGUCCCUACAGCUCUGAGCCAGCUGAACCCCUCCUGCCUCCCACCACCUGACCUUUUCUGUCAUUUGUUUGUAUUUUAUAAUAUGAAAAGGGAAAAAAAACCAAUUACUACUCAUCUGAGAUAGCAACCUGCCCCCCCACGAGUGCUGGAGGGAACCAGGGUACAAGCAAAGGCCGUGUGAAAGGGAAGACCUCGUUGCUUUGCAUCUGUCCCAGAGAAAUACCAAAUUUCCAGUUUCCCUACCCCAGUCCUCUGGCCCUUAACAUGAGAACAAGAAAGAGACAGACAGAUUUUUUUGAUAUUUUUUUAAAACACAUAGAAAUCCCCAGCAAAGCCUGUUAGAAAUGUUUGUCACAGGGCUCAUGGCAGAAACCUUCCCCACAGGGACCUUGGGGCAGCCAUUUCCACCCCAGUCAUGGCCAGGGACACCCGUCCUCUCCCUGCCUCCCUGUUGCCUCCUGGAAGGGAAGUCCCAAGCUUCAUGCCAUCCUGUAGACACCAACUCUUCCAGCAGGCAGAGGCCUAUCUCUCUUUCUGGCCUGGUCAUCCCUCCCCUACACACAGGCACUGCACACAUGAAGACAAACUGAGGAUGAGCAAACGCAAGGCUCAUCCCAUCCCCAGUUUUCGCACAUCACACCAGGAGGGCUUGGCAAGCAUCAGCAUAUGUAGGCAAACUCUAGAAAGCCCACAGCUCAUGUGCUGGCCCCACCACAGCCAAACUCAUCCUCAUGUACAUGGGGUAUAAGGGAACAAGAGCUGUUCCACCAGCCCCAGCCUGUAUCAUCCACGCCUUCCAGUUGAACUCAUCCCACUCCAGGUGCACAACAUCUGCCUGGGUUGUGCUGAGCUUGAUGGAGAAGAAAGGAGUCAAAGGAGAGGACCUGGGAGAAAAAUCACUACUUGUGGUCUUGAGGCCUAGGGCCCGUUUCCUCUGCUAUUUCUACAUCCCACUGCGCUGGCUUUCACUGAGGGCAUUGGUCCCAAACCAAAUAGUCUCAGAGAAGGAGCAGCAACCAAAAGAGCCACCACACAAGCGCAGCCCAGCCUGAAGCCGGCAGCUGGUACAGCCCAGGUGCUAUUGUUCAGAGACCUCCACGGUACACGGGGAAGGAUGGCAACACAGCUGAGGGAAGAGAAGCGCAAGCUGAGAAAUGCCCAUUCCUUCCCUUCUCCUGCACCACCCCUCUUCGCUGCCAUCACAAGAGGGACACAAAUCUCAGUGCCUUGGUAUCAGCAUCUCUCUAACAGGAAAUCAACCAUUUCCCUUCCUGGAAGGAAUGUUUAGUCCAUCCAGAUUCUGGAGCUCUUCAAGACUCUUGAAAGAAUAGAUGAGUUCACUCUUCCCACCCUUAACUUCUCCUCUUUUAAGGAAGAUGGACCCUUUGGAUAGCUCUGGCUGGGUCCUGUUACCAUUGACACCACCUCCAUGUAGCCCAAAUGACCACCCACCGGAGUCACUCCUCUGCUGAGUGCUCGGAUCAAUGCUGGGUAUUGUCACUGGUCUGGUCUCGGAGAAGGGACUUGUCCCCACAGCCAAGGACAAUACAGCUCAUCAUUGGGUUUGCAGCCAAGGGAGCAUUACAAAUGCUAAACACUGCUUUGUUAUUUUAUCACACUGAAGCUGCUUUGUCUCAAGAAACAUCUACCAGAUGGCAACAUAAAGGCAUCUUUACAGUAGCUUAUAAUUCAGGCCAGUGUCUCUUUCAUGGCCAUGCUCCUGGAUCUGCUGACGUUACUCACCAUG
Molecule: messenger RNA, 6031 nt
Organism: Falco peregrinus (peregrine falcon)
Lineage: Eukaryota; Metazoa; Chordata; Aves; Falconiformes; Falconidae
Gene: TNR
Product: tenascin R
Exons: 22
Coding region: 231-4301 (1356 amino acids)
Molecular function (GO): protein binding
Source: RefSeq, a predicted model, not a curated record